AAACAACAAGCGCAGCCGCCCGAGGCGCCUUCUACCGAUCACUCGCGCAGUUUAAUUCGACAUAGAGGAAGAAGAUGGCGGCGCUCAUCAGGCAUGGUUCACUCGUCAAUCCUUUUAAGUGUUCACCCACUAUCCUUGCCGUGAACACGACGAGCCUACGAUACGAUAUAACUCGUUUCAAGAGUAAGAAACGUCCUCAGAUGCCGACUCGUAUGAUCAACGAUGAUAACAGAUCUCUCGCUUGCAAAGGAUUUUUGAGAUAUCAAAAAGAAUACAAACCAUCGGAUGAUACAUACGAUAGGAUAGAUAAAAUUUGCGAGGAGCAACAAAUUUCCACAAAAUGUACAACAAAACUCGAGGACCCAGUGCAACGUUUCAAUCUUUUCUUAGCAUGCGAGCAAGAAUUUCAACAUCCGAUAAUGAAUUCCGUAUUAUAUAGCAUCAAAACAGUUAGUGAUUUGAAAAAAUACUACACAAAACAUGUCAGUAAUAUAACUCCAUUCGAUGCUAUGCAUUCUAUGGAAUUGCCAAAGAAUUUGCAUAUUAAUUACGAUUAUGUUCGAUUUCAUCCUGAUACGGAUACGUUGUUCAAUGGAAAAACAGCAUUCCCGAAGAGUUCCACUUUGGUAACUGGAUUAAAGUAUAAGAAAAAAUAUCCAGGGCACCAACAAGAUGAUCCAUAUUUAGAGAAAAUGCUUAAAAUUUAAGAACAUUAAUUAGAUUGUACAAAAGAUAAAUAAACAUAAUACAUUUAUAAAUAUCCUGUGUAAUUAUUACUUUAAAUAUUUUUCAAAUCGAUUUGUUCUUCCAUCAUUUGGCGAACUAACGAUAUCUUUAUUUACAAAGUAUAUAAUUAUGUAUUUACUUCUUUAUUGUUAUUCGAACUUUUAAAUACUUUCUGUAUUCAGUUCCUGGUUUAAUCAAUAAAAAUUAUAUCACAGA
This is a messenger RNA of Bombus huntii, 942 nucleotides long. RefSeq lists its product as uncharacterized. The record is from RefSeq and is a predicted model, not a curated record. The transcript has 5 exons. NCBI's taxonomy places the organism in Eukaryota, Metazoa, Arthropoda, Insecta, Hymenoptera, Apidae. Gene Ontology annotation, cellular component: mitochondrion; mitochondrial large ribosomal subunit. The coding region runs from base 75 to 707 and encodes 210 amino acids.